Molecule: messenger RNA, 816 nt
Organism: Gracilinanus agilis (Agile Gracile Mouse Opossum)
Lineage: Eukaryota; Metazoa; Chordata; Mammalia; Didelphimorphia; Didelphidae
Gene: ZG16B
Product: zymogen granule protein 16B
Exons: 4
Coding region: 1-816 (271 amino acids)
Source: RefSeq, a predicted model, not a curated record
AUGCUCCUUAUUCCCUAUGGUGACAAAUCCCAAAACAUACCUCCACCUGAGUUUGGAAAUGGAGAUGCUAAGCUACCAGACCCCAAUAAAUAUACCAACCUUGAUCCACAGGGUGUGGAAGUUUCACUUCUAGAUGAAAGCUGCCACACUAUAACGGAGCUGCUACUCAGUACUAUCAGCUCUAAACAGACCAUGGCACUUUUCCUGGUUCUUUUCCUCUUGGGAGGAAUAGCCGGCAGUUUCUGUGAAGCAAUGUCUGGUGAUAUCAUUGGCACUGCUAAAGGCAUCUUUUUCUUCCUCGGUGGAGAUAACCCUAACGAUGUCGUGAAAGGCUUGGCAGUAAGGACUGGAUCAGCGGGCCUCAUGAAAUCGAUAGAGAUAAAAAUAAAUAAUCAAUGGAGUACCAAACGUGGAGCCCCAGGAGGCAAUCGUGAAGAAAUGACACUCUGGGAAGAUGAAAAAAUAAAAAGCAUAAGGGUUUGUUUCCGGUUAUGCCUCCUCUGUCUCGAGAUUGAAACCAGCAAGGGUAGGAAGUUUAUAUUUGGGAAGAUCACCGGCACUCAGAGAUUUGCCUACCCCCCUAAAGAAGGGAUGACGGUCAGUGCCGUAUAUGGUCAGUAUAAUGGUUUAUGUAUGACCGGCAUAGGACUUCUUUGGAAGUACUCGCCUACUGCCCCUCCAAGCAUACUUACUAAACCUCCAAGCACGCCUACUGAACCUCCAAGCACAACCCCCACAGAGGAUGCCGGAUGUUAUGCAGCUGAGUUAUCUACUGAAGAAACCUCAAGUCCGAAUGCUACUUCUCCAUCUGGUUAA